Anopheles funestus (African malaria mosquito) is the source of this 525-nucleotide messenger RNA. It is a transcript of the gene Cby, whose product is annotated as protein chibby homolog 1. The transcript has 2 exons. Lineage: Eukaryota; Metazoa; Arthropoda; Insecta; Diptera; Culicidae. Bases 158 to 508 code for a protein of 116 amino acids. The record is from RefSeq and is a predicted model, not a curated record.
CAACCCUUUUUCGUUCAUAUAACGUCAAACCGAUAGCCCUAUUGACAGCUGGCAAAAGCGUACGCGUCCAACAGAUUAUAGCGACAGAGGAUUAACACCACAGACCAUUUUGCGGGCCAUCUAUCUACCUUACGCGGACGUACGGAACAACACAACGAUGCCUAUUUUUCAAAAGAAAUUUGCACCGAAAGUUGCACCACCACGCAGCCAGCGCCUAAACAUUGGCUGUCCACCGCCGGCCGAAGAUUUGGACGAUUUCCGUACCAUUACGCUGAAUCUGGUCGAUAAGCAGCUCUGCUUCAUCGAUGGCGUCUGGCUGAAUGGGUUGAAGCCGGGCGGCUCAACAUCGUCCGGGCCUGGCGUCAACCUGACGGACGAUUUGCUGCGCAUGAAGCGGCGUAUGAAAACGCUCGAACAGGAGAACAACAUGCUGCAGGUGAAGCUCGACGUCCUGGUCGAUCUGCUGACGGAGAAUGUGAUCGAGCUGAAUGAGAUUAAAACCCACUGAGUGGAACGAUACGAUGA